Angiostrongylus costaricensis is the source of this 174-nucleotide messenger RNA. The record is from the annotation of a GenBank genome assembly. NCBI's taxonomy places the organism in Eukaryota, Metazoa, Nematoda, Chromadorea, Rhabditida, Metastrongylidae.
AUGAUGGUUUUCUGUUCACUACUUGAGUACGCUGCUGUUGGUUAUAUUAACAAGAGAAUGAGAUUGAAUGAAAAGAACAAAAAGCAGAGGUUCGUAUCAUCGCUUCCAGCUUUCAUAAAGUUUCCCAUUGAGUGUUUUUUCCUGAUUUUUAUGAAAUCGGUCAUGGAAAUGUGA